Molecule: messenger RNA, 3463 nt
Organism: Equus caballus (horse)
Lineage: Eukaryota; Metazoa; Chordata; Mammalia; Perissodactyla; Equidae
Source: RefSeq, a predicted model, not a curated record
GUUUAAGGGCUGGGGCUGACUUGGUGUAAACUGAUUGUUGCUAGACAUGUGAGUGACCAGUUUGUCCACCGAGGGGUGGGGAGUAGGCCUGGGGAGAUUGCAUAUAAGCAUUCCACUCUUAUUUAUUAUUUUAAAGCAUUGUGUUAGAUGCUUCAUACACAUUGCCUCUACUCCUCAUAAAAACCCUGAGAGAGGACUAUUAUCAGCCACAUUUUACAGAUGAAGAGACUGAGGCUCAGAGAGGUUAAGUAACUUAUUCAAGUCAGCAAAUGGGUAGUGGGGCUAGAAUUAAAAUCCUAACCUAUCUGCCUCCAGGGCUGACAUUCUUGCUAGACUAUCUUUAAAUGACUUUAGACAACAUUUAAAUGAGUGUGACUCUCUUAUAGGUCUCAUCAUGUGGAUGCCUCCAGGGCAGAACCAAAGCUGGGUUUCUGAAUUUAUCCUGCUUGGCUUCUCCAGUGACCCCACGUCCAACAGGAUCCUCUUCAUUGUCUUCUUUCUCCUCUACCUGAGCUCAGUCUUGGCCAAUGGGCUCAUCGUCACCCUGAUCUGCCUGGACACACAUCUCCACACUCCCAUGUAUUUCUUCCUCUGUAUCCUCUCCCUGCUGGAUAUGGGCUCCGUUACCACUACUAUGCCCCAGAUGUUGGUGCAUCUUCUCGCUCACUCUCAGGCCAUCUCCUUUACUGGCUGUUGGCUGCAGAUGUAUAUGUUUGGUACCCUGAGCGUGGCCGAGUGCAUUUUAUUUGUAAUCAUGGCUUAUGACCGAUACGUGGCCAUCUGCUACCCACUGCGUUACACUGUCAUCCUCAACUGGGGCUUGUGCACACGGCUGGCAGCUGGGACCUGGGCCGGCGGUUUCUUCUCUCUGAUCCAUACUUCCCUCACCAUGAGGCUGCCAUACUGUGGGCCCAACGUGGUCAACCACUACUUUUGUGAAGGCCCCUCAGUACGGAGCUUGGCUUGCAUGGAUACCCACCUCAUUGAGAUGGCAGACCUGGUCAUCAGUGUCUUCAUGCUUGUUGCCCCACUCUCCCUCAUUCUGGCCUCCUACAUCCGUAUUGCUCAAGCCAUUCUCAAGAUCAAGUCCACUCAGGGCCGCUGCAAGGCUUUCUCCACCUGUGCUUCCCACCUGAUUGUGGUCACUCUCUUCUAUGCUCCAGCCACCUACAUCUAGAUAAGACCCAACUCCAGCUAUUCCCCUGAGCGAGACAAGCAGAUCUCCCUCUUUUAUAAUGUCUUCACUGCCCUGCUCAACCCUGUGGUCUACAGUCUGAGGAACAAGGAUAUCAAGGGGGCUCUUCUUAAAGUGAUGGGGUGGAGUAGGGUGGCCUGGUGAACUGGGAGACAGGAGGGGCCUGGGGUAGAAUGUCCAAUGCUGAGGAAAGGGACAGCAUCUAUAACGUAAGCAACCGACAUUGUGCAUUUGAACGAACACAGCACUUUGUCAGUGGAAAAAGUGUGGUACAUGAAACCACCAUGGCUGUCUCGAUCAGCUUGCUAUACUGUUGUGCAGUGAUAAACAACUCCAUGAUCUCAGUGGCUUGCAACAGCAAAAGUUCAUUUAUUGCUCAUGUUCCACCUCAGUUGUAGGUGGACUGUGGCCUUCUGCCACUGGAUUCUUGGAUCCAACCUGAAGGAGGAGGCCCUAUCUGGAACAUGCCAUUCUUACAACAGAGAGAAAGGAACAACGGCCAAAAUACACGGUGACUCUUAAAGCUUCUGCUCAUAAGUGACACACAUCUCUUUGCUCACAUCCUAUUCCCAAAGCAAGUGAUAUGGUCAAGCCUGAUGGCAAAAGGGCGGGAAGCAUUUUCUUCCCACAGAAAAGUAACGCAAGUCACGUGGCAAUGGGUAUGGAUGUAUAAUCCUCUACAGUGAGAGCAGAAAAUAAUGUGGGUGGUAAUAUAAUCUACUAUAAUGGCAGUAGAACCAAUAGAAUACAUGUAACCAAAAUGAAACAUGGUAACUGUAAGCGACUUGAUUCAUGGACACAGUAGAGGGCCGAGGUAAUACAGGCAUAGUGGUACAUGUAAACAAUAAAUAUCUGUAGCCAAGGUGGAAAAUUAAGCCAAUGGUAUAUGCAGCCAAUGCAGCCCACAGACCUGACUUGGUGCAAGGAACCGAUGUGGUUCAUGGGGCUAAUGUGGUAUAUUCUGCGUUGUGUUGUGGAAGGACACAGAACCUGACAUUAAGUGAUUUGGGUUCUAGUCCUAACCUUGCUAACUUGUUGUGUAACUUUGGGCAAUUUACCUUCUUUCUCUGGAUCUUACUUUACUCAUCUGUAGAAUGAAAGUCUUAAAUUUAAUGAUCUCCAAGACCUCUGUGUCUCUAAAAUUCUAUGCCGCAGUAGGUGGACUGCAUGAAACUCAAAUGCAAUAAACUUGUGAAAACUCCAUGGACAAUAAGACGAAUUAAAGAAACCAUAGAAGAAUAAAAGCUGUUGUAUAUAUGCUGCCUGUUGUGGUUUACAAAUGGGCAGCACACACAGCAGUGACUCUUACUCUUUCAAAGGAUCUGAUUGAAAUACGAGGCUCUCUAAGGAUCCUGGCACAGGGCCUCAAAGUUAGCAUGGACAUCCAGCUUUCUUUCAAGGCCUCAUUGGUAGCCCAGAGGUCUGGGGGAUGAAUCAAUUCAAGAAAUCCAAUAUUUCUUGAGCAUCCAUUAAGGCCCAGAGAGUAUCAGACCUUGUGGAAACCAAGACAGAUAUGAGGAGAGAUUUACAGUCAUGAAACUAUAAUACCACAACCCAAGAAGAUGCCACAGUGACCUGUGGGGACAGAUGGCCUCAUGGGAGUGAGGUUCUCUCAGUGGGUGCCAGACACAGAGGCCCAGGCUAUACCUCAGCCCACUCCCAUCCACCACUGUAUACCUCAGCACUUUGUAAGCUCUCCAGAGCUUGGAGUCAGGAAGAGAAAGAGGGAAACCCCAAGAAGAUUAAUGUUAUUUCUUCCACCAGUUGAAUGAUAGUUCGAAAUAGAAAUUAAGUUCUAGUUACUGAAAAAUGAAGUUGGAGAACUCUGAGGAAACAGACAGAGUUCUGUGACAGAGAAAAAUGGAGGAGGGAAACCUACUUACCAAGAGCUGACAGGUGAGGAAUUAAGAUUUAGCUGAUACCUGUGGAUGAGAAAGAGUCACCCAUACAAAGAGCCAGGAGAAGGGCAUUUCAGGCCAGGGGACUCCAACAAAGGCCUCAAGUCAGGAAAGGACCUUGCAUUGUUUGUGGAACCGGGAGAAAGUUCAUGUGGUCACAAUAAAGUGAGCAGGAGAGGUAAAGGCAACAUUGAGUCAAAGCUCUGUCCUAAGCACUAGGGUUACAGAAAAAAAAAAUCUCUGCCUCUCUACAGUUCACUGGUGGGGGCCAGUUGAUUGUCAACUGUCCUUCAUUGAUCCCCAGCACUGCUGAGAGAAGUCACAGCCCCUGUCCUCAUGGAACCAGCACAGUUCACAGGAAGCAGAUAUG